Lates calcarifer (barramundi perch) is the source of this 1882-nucleotide messenger RNA. RefSeq names its product RING finger protein 175. The record is from RefSeq and is a predicted model, not a curated record. Gene Ontology annotation, molecular function: ubiquitin protein ligase activity; metal ion binding. The transcript is spliced from 9 exons. Gene Ontology annotation, cellular component: Golgi membrane; endoplasmic reticulum membrane. The coding region runs from base 110 to 1051 and encodes 313 amino acids. Lineage: Eukaryota; Metazoa; Chordata; Actinopteri; Centropomidae.
CUCCUCUCCUUCCGUACCGCUGCCUGUCGGAGCAGCUGUCAGAGCGAUGCUAACUUAGCUGCUGUUUGUCUGGAAGCUGCCGGCGCCGGGAGAGGCUACAGGUGGAACAAUGGCGGGUGUACACCCCCAGGACGACCUGCUGAAGAUGACACACAGAGAAAACUGGAAGGUGCAGCACGAGCGUCUACAUGUGAAGCACCGGGGGCACGAGGCCAUGCACGCAGAGAUGGUGCUGAUCCUCAUUGCCACGCUGGUGGUGGCUCAGAUAGUCCUGGUGCAGUGGAAGCAGCGGCACCACCGCUCGUACAACCUGGUGACUCUGGUCCAGAUGUGGGUGGUCCCCCUUUACUUCACCAUCAAACUGUACUGGUGGAGGUUCCUGUCCAUGUGGGGCAUGUUCUCCGUCGUCACCAGCUACGUCAUCUUCAGAGCCACUCGCAAGCCGCUGUCCUGCAGGACGCCGAGGAUGGUGUACAAGUGGUUCCUGUUGAUCUACAAGCUGAGCUAUGCGGUGGGCGUCCUGGGAUACCUGGCCAUCAUGUUCACCAUGUUCGGCUUCAACGUCUUCUUCAGGAUCAAGGCGGAGGACUCCAUGGACGUGGGUGUGAUCAUGUUGUUUUACGGUCUUUACUACGGAGUCAUGGGCAGAGACUUUGCUGAGAUCUGCUCCGACUACAUGGCUUCUACGAUCGGGUACUACAACCAGGGAGGCAUGCCCACCAGGAGCCUGACCAACGACAUCUGUGCGGUGUGUGGUCAGAAGAUCCUGGUGGACGUGGAGGAGGAGGGAUUUAUAGAAGACACCUACCAGCUCUCCUGCGGUCACAUAUUCCACGAGUUCUGCAUCCGCGGCUGGUGCAUUGUGGGUAAGAAGCAGACGUGUCCAUACUGCAACGAGAAGGUGGACUUGAAGCGGAUGAUGAACAACCCUUGGGAGAAGACUCACGUCCUCUACGGGCAGCUGCUCGACUGGCUCAGAUACCUGGUCGCCUGGCAACCCAUCAUCAUCGGUAUCGUCCACGGGAUUAACUUCACACUGGGCCUCGAGUAGAGCCCUGAGGAACGCCGCUGUAUGUAUGACUGGGGUGGAGCAAAGCGCUGCAAACGUUUGGCAGGAAAUUGUCAACGUCAGCGCUCCAAGGAACUGACUCAGGCUGCUUUUCAGGUCUUUCGUUUCUCCGAUACGUGGUCUUCGACUGAACGCUCGCACAGGUCCCGGCAGAGCGACCCCAGGUGGUCUGGGUCUCUGUGCGCUGAGGACUCUGUGAUCCUAAAACUGCUGCCAACUUAAGCAAAAGUAUUCAAGCACAGAUCCAGUAUUUGAUCUUUUCAAAGCAUCUGACACAGGAGAUGUGUCUGGUUUGGAACUUAUGGAAACGUCGCUGUCAUGCAUGUCGUUUUGUUGACGUAGACCUUUGCUUUACUUUGUCCUGUGCCAUAGGUUUAUUUGCACUCCUCACCGCUGGUUCCACUAACGAGUUUCUGCUCAAACUGCUCUCCUACAGGUUUUGAUCUGCAUUUUGAAAACUGCAGCUCUUUGCACAUUGAUUACAAAAAGGACAGUUCAGUCCAAAUAAUUGUGAUGAACAUAAAACCUGUUUACAUUUCAUAUAGCUGAAGUUUCAUUUGUAAAGUCUGUUACAUUAUGUUUGUACGGUUUGUACGAAGCUGAGGUUGUCACUACAGCUGAUAGUCCAUGCUGCUGAUGUUUGGGAGUAAACUAUUUCACGCAUAUGGGCGUGUGCCCUGUAACUACAGUAACCACCGUCCAAACAUCAGUAAUGGGUUUGAUCAGUUUUCUUUUGCCAAAUCACAUACACAUUGCUUUCUUAUCAAGACUGCUGCUAUGAACUUUGUACUGAAUAAAUGUUAAUAAAUCACA